Molecule: messenger RNA, 9126 nt
Organism: Taeniopygia guttata (zebra finch)
Lineage: Eukaryota; Metazoa; Chordata; Aves; Passeriformes; Estrildidae
Source: RefSeq, a predicted model, not a curated record
GCCUAUGGAGCCUCCCGCCCUCGCCGCCGUCCUGGCCUUCUCCGGGCUGGCGCUGAGCUGCUGCCGGGAGCCCGUCCUGUCCGAAUGCUAUACAGCAAAUGGGGCUGACUAUCGUGGCACUCAGAACCAGACCUCCCAAAAUGCAGGGAAACCUUGUCUUUUUUGGAAUGAGACCUUUGAGCAUCCUUAUAAUACUGUGAAAUAUCCCAAUGGGGAGGGAGGGCUUGGAGAGCAUAACUACUGCAGAAACCCCGAUGGGGAUGUCAGCCCAUGGUGCUAUAUUGCAGAACAUGAAGAUGGAAUAUACUGGAAAUACUGUGAGAUUCCAUCCUGCCGAAUGCCAGGAAAUCUGGGCUGUUACAAGGACCACGGGGAGCCACCACCUCUGACUGGCACCAGCGAGACCUCCAAUAAACUCACAAUCCAGACGUGCAUCAGCUCCUGCCGCAGCCAGCAGUUCAAGUUUGCAGGCAUGGAAUCAGGUUAUGCUUGCUUCUGUGGAAAUAAUCCUGACUACUGGAGAUACGGGGAGGCAGCCAGUACGGAAUGCAACAGUGUUUGCUUUGGAGACCACACUCAGCCCUGCGGUGGGGACGGCAGAGUCAUUCUUUUUGACACCCUUAUUGGUGCCUGUGGAGGGAAUUACACUUCUGCUACAGCUGUGAUCUAUUCUCCAGAUUUUCCUGACACAUAUGGCACAGGCAAAGUCUGUUAUUGGACCAUACAAGUUCCAGGAGCAUCUCAAAUCCACUUCACCUUUGUUCUUUUUGAAAUCAAAGAUGCUACAGAUAUGGUGGAAUUGCUGGAUGGUUACACCUACCACGUUCUAGCUCGUUUUAAUGGCAAGAACAAGCCUCCUCACACCUUUAACAUCUCUUUGGAUUUUGUCAUUUUGUACUUUUUCUCAGAUGACAUCAAUCAAGCCCAGGGAUUUGCUAUCAGGUAUAGAGCUGUGAAGGACAAUGUGCAUCAAAACAAGAUCCCAGUGAAUCACACCCUUCCAGAGAGGAUAAAUGAACAAGCAAAUCUCAGCAUCAACGCAGCCCGGUCAUCAAAGAUACUCUAUGUCAUCACAACCAGCCCAAGUCAUCCAACCAGCUCCAUGCCUGAAUGGACAAUAUACAGUCUCACAGCACUGCUCAUCCUAAGUGCUACAGCCAUAAUAGCAAAGAUACUUCUGCAUGUUACCAUGAGGUCCCACCAGAUUCCAGCUGCAGCUGAAACAGAGGAUUGCAGUGAUGUCACUACUGCUGGGGAGAUCUGGAGUAUAUUUUACCAACCAUCCACAUCAAUAUCCAUCUUCAAGAAAAAGCUUCGAAAUCAACAAGAUGAUUGCAACCCACUGGUGGGAAACUGAGGUGUCUUUUAUUUUGCAAGAAUUCAUCUCCUUAGAAUCCAGGUGACUUGAGAUUAAUCUUUUUUUUUUUUCCUCCCAAGCUCAUACCUGUUUUCCAAAAAGUCCAUUUCCAAAGGCUUUUGAGUGACUAUGCCUAUCUGCUGUUCUCUUGGAUAUAGCAGUGACAAUGGAUUUAAUUGCAGCAAUAAUUUUCAAAUACCUGGUGCUCCUCAAGUCUGUAGUGCUGUUAAUUACUGCCUUUAAACCAUUGCACUUAAAAUAGAUGUAAAAACUCGUAAAAUUCAAAAUGUCCUGUACCCCUGCCCAAGGCAACUGAAGGGGUUUUCACAGGUUGAGGAUUUCUUGCCUGUACCACUGUAUUAGAUCAGGCUACUUCAGUCCUUUUAUUCUCAAGGCUGAAGAUAGAGGGGGGUACUGCUAACCUGUUCAGCAAACAGAGCUUAUUUGCCUUGAUGCAAACACAUCUCAAAGGUACUGUACAGCAGAAUGGGAAUCAAAGACUGGAAAAAUUAUCAGCCUGGUUGCUCAGUGCUCUUUCUGCAUGUUCUGUUCCUGUGUCUACAAGCAGAGAUGCAAACAUAAAAAAUCAACUUAAGGAUGCCUCCAUAACAAGAGUCAGCUACAAAUAUGCAUUUGGAUUGACUAGAGCUUGCCAGGUAAAGACCUGCAGGUGCAUUGAAUCCUUUUAAAUUACUUUAUCUGACCCACCAUUCACUGAUGUUUAGGAUAAUUUUGUUCAUGUUCAUAGUGAUCCUUUAAAAAACUACUGUACUCCAGCCUGACAGCCAGCAUUCAUCCUGGGUAUAUCCACUGAAUUUUUAUCAGUGACUAACCAAUUUUUGCUUGAAGUCACAUGUAUUGAUCCCAGCAGCCCAAACUAUUGACAGAGUUGUAGGCUGCUAUCACCAACUCAGCUGGGCCAGGCUGUGCAGCUGAACGUGCACCAAACAGCUGCCUUGACACUCACCUGUGAGGAGAAGUGUCUCCUUGCCUGCAACGCUAAAACUGAGCUGAAUUUUUCAGGUAAUUGCCUUACUUGUCAAAGAACUAAAACAUCAGUAGGGUUCUGAUCUGUGAACUAUUUUCUUUGAUUGCAACAGACAGCAUUUACUAUUUCUCCUCUUUGGUAGAUUGGCUGUCCAUCUACAAUACUCAGAAUUCUCAUCCCACCACCACAAGUGGGAAACAAGUGAUUCCAAGGGAUCAGCAGUGAGUCUUUCAGCCUCAGCAAGUUCAGACCAGCAAGAUAUUUAGGAAAAACUGGCAAUGCAAAUGUCAGAUAAAUUGACUGGAAAGGUUUACAGUGGGCAGCUCCUUAAACUCAGUUAGAGGAGGUUCACUGAGAACCAUGAAACUGCACUAAUUCUGGUUAACUUGGAAUAUAUAACAAUGGUCUGCAUAUACCAGAUGUGAAAUUAGAGAACAUCUAUUAAGUGCAUCUACAAAAGGUAAUUAAGAAAAGUAAGAAAAUUGUCACUGAGUUUGAAUUGAUUCUAGUAUCUGCCCUUAUGUUUUUUAACCUGUAACUCCCUCCUUUUUGUGAGAACUACAGAUUUCACUGAAAAAACAGGGCAUCAAAGAAUUAAGCAGUGAAAUAUUGUACCUUACCACUGUAGGUCUGGUCUUUUACCUGAACUGAAUUCAAUCCAGCUUGAUUUAUGUACCACAGAUGAGUGCUAGAGACAGCUGAACAAUGCAUGCUUAAAAGAAACCAGACUUUACUAAGCCAGCAAUUAUGGAAUUGUUUAUAUAAAAAAUGGAAUAGCAUGGGAACAUCUAGUACUUCCUUGCAUGAGCUGCUGGAAAGAAUACCGGAAAAUAUAAUUACAGUAUUAGCUAAAAUGAAGACAGGACAAGUUGUAAGAAAUAGGCUGGUUCUCUGUUAUGUGUCAUCAUGUUGGACCAAAAACCAUUGUCUGUUUCAGACCCAAGUUCUGAAAUUGCCUUUUUUAAAAGUAAGGUUUUGCAUCAUGCUGUGUGGAGAAAGAGUUCACCUCAGAAAUUCAUGGCAAAACAAAGCAGGUUGGUUCCUGAGAAUCCUUAAUUUGGUGCACUAACAGGAAACCAGGCAGGGAAUCACAGGAGCUGGUAUAAGCACAUAGUGCUUAGCACAAAGUGAUGAAGCUUUGCUUGCCUUAUCAAAUGCAAGUUAAACAUUUUGUCAGAGAGGCAUUCAUAAAGCAGUCACCUAAUGGUGAUAAACUGAAAAAUCAUCAGGAACACCUGGUGACUGAUUUACACCUACUGCAGAACGAAAAAAAUACAGAAUGCUACACUUCUCUUCAUUAGUGAAGAAUUUCACUAUAUUAGAGAAAAUAUCAUAACAAACAGCAACAAAGACUGAUGCUACUAAUGCAAAAAUCUAGAGAAUUCAAGAAGUGAGAUUUUUGCAUUGAUCCCUUAGCUCCUGACAUAUUUUUAAAAUAAAAUUGUAUUUUAUGGGACGUUCAUGGGGAGCAUUAAUCUAAUUUAUAUACAGAAGUCCCAUAAAACCAGCACUUACAGCGGAUUAACUGGUCAUGGCAACAGUAAACAGGACUAGUAUUAGUGCAUGGGUAAUACACUGAUAAAAGCAUAGAAGAAAUCAUGCUUCCCCCCCCAGAAUUUUCCAGAUUGGCUGAUUCUAGAUACUGCUAGUGCUAGCAAACAGAGCAAUGGAUGGCAAUUCAUGGACAGGGUCCCAAAAAUAGCACUUAUUACUUUCCAGGGCUGAGACCAUGAAGAGCAGGUAGAUCUCCAGUGUGGAUUUUUUGCAAAUGUGGUAGGGUCACACACACUGCUAGUGCAGACACUUCAGGCUGUGCUGAUUUAUGGCCGAGAGAUGUGCUAUCCACUAACACAGCAUGUUUUGAUCUUUGCUGUAAGGGUUUGGGGGAGAAAGAAGCAAAAAGAGUGACCAUGCACAAUUGUUGUAAUCCCACAAAAGAAAUGCCCCUACUACACAGCCAGCUGAGAGCUGGCAGCUGGAGAGCAGGGAUGCCUCAGGAUGGUGGUGUCUGCACCCUUUUCUGCAACUAACUGAAAAUAACUGCAGAAGAAUUUGUUUGGAAUUGUAUGUGAGCUGGAGCCUUCUGAGCUCCUGCCCAGCAGUCCCCUCAAGAUGGGGACAGGCUGCAAAUGUGGCACUGGCUAAAUGUCAAAAGCAACUGAUUUGGCAACCAAACCCUGCUGAGGAGCUGCCUCCCCAUGGACAUGGAUUUCAGCUCCUGCUCUGGCCCGCUGCUCACUCUGGUGUUGGUGUUUCCAGCUGUGGAGUGGUGCAAUAAACGAUCAGGUCAACAACUGCUGUGGCUUUUUCUUCCCCGAGUUACUCUGUAGAGAGCUGAGCUCUCUGACCUCGCUCACUGGGUGGCUGCACAGGGAGAUGAGCUGAGAGCUCCCCGAGUGCACAGCUAAGCAGAGAAUAAGCCAUGGGACAAGGCCAGAUGUGUGCCAGGAGCUGGGGCAGUGAGCACUUCUGCUGGGACUGCCACAGCAGCCAGGUGAGCCUGCUGCCUUCACCCUGCACCCCAAAGGGGCCAGCUGGACAAGUGCCUUCCCUCAUUCAAAAUCUACAUUUAAAACUAGUUUAGUUUGUUGACUAUGUGAUUUUAUAUGUAUUUUUUAUCUUAAUAUUGUUAUGUUGUGGGAAAAUAGAGACAUUGUUAUGUAAAAAUGUGUGAUGUGUUAUCAUAGUAAUAUAUAUAUAUUUGUAUAUGUAUAGGAAAUGCAUUAUUUAAUACAGCAUAUUAUGCUUCUAUCUUGCUAACAUUUUAUAGGAAGAAAAGAUGUUAGUUUACACUCUGGGAAAAAUAAAUUUUCUAUACACUGUAACCAUAGGGAAAAAAAAUCAAAGAUACUUCUUUGGUAUAUAUGAUAGAAAGACAUUGGGAAUAGGGGAAUUCAGCCUCAGCUUUGUGACAGAAUAGAUGCUGAUAAAACAACUGCUGUAAGAAAGAAACACUUUUCUCCUUUGAAUCUCAUUUCUAGCCUGUAAUUGUAUUAGGCUGUUCAUAAGAUUCUGCAAAUUCAUUUGCAUAUAUUCUGGAUGAUUUUUACCAUCAAACAUGUAAUCUGCUUUUUCAAUCAAGCAUUAACAUAAUCUUCUUUAGGACUUGUUUCUGCCAGAUUUUCUACAGCCAGGGCAAUGCUGAGGAAGUUUAUCACAUUGCUCCUACAGACAAACCAGUGGGAUUGCAGAAUUAAAGUCUGUUUUUUCCAACCCCCCCGACAAUAGAAUAAAUAGGAGAUUUGUAUGGAUAGCCCUGGAAACUGCACUGAAUCUGCAGCCUGGAUGAUUGCAGGUCAAACACAUCAGCAGACACACGGCUGCCAGUGACUGAGCUUAAGUAGCUAUUCCACUUUCAUCUUCUGCUCAACAAGCCCUCUCAGGCAGUGGGAAGGAACAGAGUUUUCUAGUGCACCACUUUGCCUAAAGGAAGGGUGAACUACAAAAACAAUUCCUGACAAAAACUUGUCCAACUAGUUCUUGCUGCCUUGCAGCAGUAUUUCACCAUCUUCCAAUGAAAUACUGUUCACUGAUAAGUUUCACCUGAAUAUUGUUCUGGACAUUAUGAGCAAUUCUGCUGCCUUGACAGUGAAAAAUACAAUUGCCUUCAGACCAUACCAAAUUUUUUUUUUAAACAACACAUCCCCACUACACACACAUUUCACGCCACUCAGACUCUCUCAAAUUUACUGAGCACCUGUGCUUUGGGAUGAAAUUUGGCAUUGUGAACUUCAGUCUAAAGACAUUUUGCUCCUAAUCCAAAAGCUAUCACGUGAACCACAUAAGGCUGUCAAGAAACCAGAAUAAAUCAAAUUUGAGAAGACUCGCUGCUGAAGUAUGCACUGUGUCUGUAACUGUUCACCCUGCAUUCAGCAAUGAUGUAAAGGUUGUAAAUAAUAAUUAUGAAAAAAUAAAUAUAGCAUAUUUGUGCAGGAGGAGUUCAAUUAGGAUGACUAAAGUGUAUAUAAACUUGAAAUAAAGGAGGCAGAAACUGCUGCAGUUCAUCAGCAGAUUACAAGAGCACUGCCUGCUACCCAUAUUAGAAGAGAGUAAUUAGAGCUGAGAAUGAUUACUUUACAUAUAAAGUAUGAUACUGCUCUGAGACACAGUUUCUGAGGUAACAGCAAAUUGAAAGUUUUCAGCUUACAUGUUUUCAAACUUUUAAAAAUGUAACAACUCUUUCAGGCUUUGCUUUGGAAAAUGCAGCAAUGUGUAAUGCUGUUUCCACUUUCUUGCAAGAUUCAUUUUUUCUCUAAUUAAUUCCUCCUGGCCAAAAUAAUGCUACAUUUUAAGAAACCUUCAGCAACCUUUUAUGUAAACACCAGAAAACCAGUGACAAAUACCAAAACUGCCUCCAGCUUUUCAUGUGAAGACUCGUUUUUCUUUUAGAAAUACAACUGUCAAAGGGGACUGGCCUCCCCUUACACAGGGGAGGUUACUCUGCUCUCCUUUCUUGCCAUUCCAGUUAUGAGACUCUGGCACUUUGGUUCUUUCUGGGAACUGUUCCCUUCUUUUUUCUUGCUUGUUUCCUAAGCAGCAGUUCAAUUCCCCACAAGGGAAAUGUGCUCUUUAUUCUGAAAGAGACACUUUUCUAUGAAGCAUUUCAGUCACAGGAGCACGGUGCUUUCACUGCAAGAUAAAAUAUCUGGUUUCAGGUAUGCUAUUGUCUCCCUGGCCAGAGAAUUAGGCCAAGCUGGCUCCACAGGGUAUGAACAUGGCCAUCCUUUUAAGGGCAUUUUUCUCUUCACACUACCCAAGUAACAACAUUACCUAACAGCUGUCAUAGGAUUUGACAGAUGCACACAAUAUUGCAGAUAGUGUUACAGAAACACCAAGUGUUACAAUAAUGUACAAUCCACUAUGAAUAAUCUGCUCCUGCUUGUCUAUUUUUUUACUGUGUCGAGGUUCUGUGGAGGUUUGUGGUGCCCCACAGGACUCUCAUUUUGUCACAAAUUUGUUCCUUAAGCAUCAAACCUGAAAAGUAAAAUGAACCUCCCCCCCUUGCCAAGUAUCCAAAUGUCCAUUUUGGACAGAAAAUAUUUACUUUUGGUCAUUUUUGAAAAGCCACAACAAGGAGUAAACAGAAUACCACACAGAGCUAAGCACCACACACAAGUUCAGCCAGCAACUCACCGCUGUGUUUCACACAGACAGAACACGGGCUCACUGAUCAUCCUGUGGGACAGUGUCACAGCACAUGGCACAGCCACAAUAGACUCACCAUACAACUUCAGAAGGCUUCAGGCCCCUGCCCAUACAGAGUAACAUCAUAUUACUUCAGAAGUCUGCAAGCAUGUGCCCUUCUUGGUCUUUAGCCCAACCUUUUAUACCCUCAUGUUCAUGCAGUGCACCUGUGUGCCCUCUGUUCCCUUUGGGACUGGUCAGCACACCUGGGCACUCCAUGGCUCGCUGCUGCCAGUGCUGCUCACAGCUGUGCCCACUGGGGGUGAGGCUGGGCUGCAGCCCCAUCCCAAUCACCACAAACUCUGUGCCUACAGGACACUGACGGUGGUGGCAUGUCCUGUUCUUAAAAGCACAAUCAGCUUCAUAAAAAACCAGAACACCAGCAACAGCAAACAGGGGGGUUGAGGGAGGGAGGGAAUAGAAGGGAGAUUCAGAUCUGACCUGUCAACAUAAGAGCUACCAGCCACCCACACACGGGGGUUUUAUGCUAUUUGUAAAAAUACACGUGUUUUGUGAACUAAUUUGCAUAUAAAAGGCAUAUCAGUAAUCACUGCAAUUGCCAAAACUGUUCACUGAGCAAAACAAGGGGCACAUACUUUAACUGGAAGCACCUGCUCCUGUUGUUCCUCCAUUAUUGUGCCUGUCUCCCCACACAGACCAGACUUUUUUCCAUCGUACCUGAGAUCAGGAUGGGAACUGCUGCUUACGCUGUGAAGGGUCCCCUAUAAAAUAAUACCCUUGAACAGUCUGUCAUCCCAAAUGGUGUUACCACAUAUGAAACAAGGAGGGCUGGAGAGAAGUAAGGCUCAUUUCUUGGCUGAAUCCUGAGGUGACUGAAUUACAGUGCAUUUGAACGUGGCUGAGAGAUGGGGAAAGUCCAGGGGAUUACCAGGUGAAAAUCUCUGGGAGAAGAAUCCUGGAAGAGUCUCUGUGAGUGUAUCACUGGAUGGGAAAUGAAUAAUACAGAAGGUGAACUGUUUACACAGCAACAUACAUAAAUACACAUGUACAUACACACAUGGAGCCACACCCCCCCAGGCUCCCCUCUUCUGGAGCCUGCAUAAACAUCUCUGAUGAAAUUGUGCUCCCUGCUGACAAAACAAGUACCAAAGUAUUGAUUUGCAUUAAGCAGCACCAGCGAUUCCACGAUCCAGGGCAAGGACCUGGAUCUAGCUUGACUAUUCAAGCUGUGCCCACCUGUAUCAUGCUCUCUCAAAACAAUUUUAUUUCAGGACAAUAAAUUACUUUUAGCUGAAAUAACAACAGAGUUAAGUUUCCCUGACACGAGGAACAGGCAGGUUCCAAACAUAAAUGAAGAUUUCUUUUAGCAGGUGUGGUACUUCUCAUGUGCCUGGGGGGCUCAGGGGCUUGUGUGACACCUGCCCCCCACUGCUCCCCAAUACCUGGUGUGCUGUGGAAAGGCAUAUACAUAUCCACCUAUCUGCUGUUUAAAAAAAAGGAAAAAAUGUUGUUUAUUAGAGUUCAUCUCAGUAUAUCUAGGACUAUACUUUUGAGAACAGUUACCUAUGUCCUUUUCCCCCAAAACAAGAAGGACAACUCCCACAUGUAUAUGCAAUAAAACUGUAUUUUUUGUGUG